Enterobius vermicularis (human pinworm) is the source of this 480-nucleotide messenger RNA. Lineage: Eukaryota; Metazoa; Nematoda; Chromadorea; Rhabditida; Oxyuridae. The record is from the annotation of a GenBank genome assembly.
AUGAACUACUAUAUUCUUGAAAAUUUACUGUUCUACAGAAAAGCAGAUCUGAUUGCAGGUGCUAGGCAGAGUCAAGACACAGAAAAUGAUGAAGAGAACACUGUUGACUCGAGUGGAAAUACGGAGGGUACGGCGAUGGUUGACCAUAGUGAUAAUCAACCUGGAGGUGAGGAAGUAGGGGAAAAACCUAAGAAGCACGAAGAGUCUUUGCAUGCAGAUACGAAAGAAAGUAAGAGGAGCAGAACUAGUGGAAAGCAAGGCAGCGAUAUUCUCGAAAACAAAAAUAUGAACGAUCUACAGCCGUACCUCGAGGGCUUUUCUGUAUCUGAAGAUGGUGCUGACCUUUCGGCAAUUGCUGAGUUUCCAAAUGACAUUCAUGAAGAAAGUCAGCAAAAUGCAAGUAUAUAUGGGCAGAAUAAUGCGCAGUCAAUCAAUGGAAAUGAGAGCGACAACGAUUUUGAGAGCCCAAAUUCGAUUUGA